Messenger RNA from Prorocentrum cordatum, 536 nucleotides. The record is from the annotation of a GenBank genome assembly. NCBI's taxonomy places the organism in Eukaryota, Dinophyceae, Prorocentrales, Prorocentraceae.
GCGGGCAGCGAGCCCGAGGCGGUGCGCGCGCUCGGCGCCCUGCGCCGCGCGUUGGCCGUCCAGAGGAGGCCGCCGACCACGGAGGCCAUCAAUGCGGGCAUUCUCGACGUGCUGAACGAGCACAUCGUCAGCACGUCAGCUGCGGCUCAGGCAGAGGCGGCCUGGGUGCUGACGAACUUGUGCUCGGGCCCCUCGGUCGAGGUGCUGGCGGUCCUGGAGGCUGGGCUCGCCGAGUCCGUCCGCCAGGCCCUGCUGACCGAGGACGGCUCGCUGACGGCGAGCGCGGCGCGGAGUGAGAUGUGCAACCAGCUCCUCUGGGCCCUCGGCAACAUGGCGGCGGACGAAGAUGUCUCCAUCCGAGACCGCCUGCUCGGCCUCGACGUGGUCCAGACGCUCGGCUGCGUCUUCGAGCAGAUGCCGGGGCUCCGCUGGGACGCGCGCGAGCGGGCGCAGGUCCUCCGCACCAUGACCUGGCUCGCCAGCAGCCUGUGCCGGGGGAGCCCUGAGCAGGAGGAGCGCCCGCGGGCGCCCAAGAG